Molecule: messenger RNA, 5636 nt
Organism: Xenopus laevis (African clawed frog)
Lineage: Eukaryota; Metazoa; Chordata; Amphibia; Anura; Pipidae
Gene: onecut1.S
Product: hepatocyte nuclear factor 6
Exons: 3
Coding region: 190-1938 (582 amino acids)
Biological process (GO): regulation of transcription by RNA polymerase II
Cellular component (GO): nucleus
Molecular function (GO): DNA-binding transcription factor activity, RNA polymerase II-specific; DNA binding; RNA polymerase II cis-regulatory region sequence-specific DNA binding
Source: RefSeq, a predicted model, not a curated record
CUGAGAUAAAGAAGCUGGGCGAUGUGUAUUGUGCACACUGUGAUCUCUAGGUACGAGGCACAUGGGAACCUUCCUCUUUAUCUGUUGUUCGGCGGCUGCGAUUGCAGGGCACAGUGAUGGUAAAUACAAAGCCGUGCAGUGAUGUCACAGGGAGCUGUGUGUUGAGUUGUACACUCCUGGCCAGAGCGCAUGCGCCGUACACCCGCGGCAGCUGCAGGGGCAGCUCUGUCACUUACACAUUGGAGCAGUGAGAGACAUGGAAAGAGAUGGCGAGGGGAAAGAGCAGGCUCCAAUCGUCGCUGCUGCUGCUCUGACAAAGGGGAUCGGGCCUUCCAGCUGCAUUUAAACAAUCCCAUCGGACCAAUCUGUAGGAAUAAGAUCGGGGAGCGGGAUCUAAUGCCCACAACUGCCGGGACUUUUGCCCAGCACACGGCAGAUAGAUGUGCGCUCCACUCGCCUGCACGUCCCAUCAUGAACGCUCAGCUGACUAUGGACUCGAUGGGCGAUCUGCACGGGGUGAGCCAUGAGCCGCUGCCCUCUGAUCUGAUGGUUAACAGUCCCCACCACAGGGGCUCAGUCAGUCACCGGAGCAACCAUCUGACCGCUCACCCCCGGGCCAUGGGCAUGGCUUCCAUUCUCGAUGGAGGGGACUAUCACCACCACCACCACCACCACCGACCCCCAGAUCACGCGUUAACGGGGCCCCUGCACCCCACUAUGACCAUGGCUUGUGAUGCCCCUCCCGGCAUGAGCAUGAGCAGCACCUACACCACUCUCACCCCUCUGCAGCCUCUACCCCCAAUCUCCACCGUGUCGGACAAAUUCCCCCAUCACCACCAUCACCAUCACCAGCGGAUAGCGGCCAAUGUCAGUGGCAGCUUCACCCUAAUGAGGGACGAGAGGGGACUGGCGUCUAUGAACAAUCUGUACAGCCCGUACCACAAGGAGGUUACCGGCAUGGGCCAGAGUCUGUCUCCGCUCUCGGGAUCCGGCCUCGGGAGUAUUCACAGUGCCCAGCAAGGCUUGCCCCACUAUGCCCACCCCAGUGCCGCCAUGCCCACCGACAAAAUGCUCACCCCCAAUGGAUUUGAAGCCCACCAUCCCGCCAUGCUACAGAGGCACGGGGAGCAACAUCUCACCCCUCAAUCUGCCGGCAUGGUGCCCCUCAAUGGCAUUGCCCAUCACCCUCAUGCCCAUCUAAAUGGCCAAAGCCACGGACAGAUCCUGACCUCCACCAUGGAUCAAAAUCCCCCUUCUAUGACUGGAUCACCAAUGAACAAUGGAAGUAAUUCAGGGCAAAUGGAAGAAAUCAAUACCAAAGAAGUCGCUCAGAGAAUCACAACGGAGCUAAAGCGUUACAGUAUCCCCCAGGCGAUCUUUGCCCAGCGGGUUCUGUGCCGAUCUCAAGGGACCCUGUCCGACCUGCUGAGGAACCCCAAGCCUUGGAGCAAACUCAAGUCCGGCCGGGAAACCUUCCGAAGGAUGUGGAAGUGGCUGCAGGAGCCUGAGUUCCAGAGAAUGUCAGCUCUUAGGCUUGCAGCUUUGGUACCAGCCGAUCCGGUAUUUCAGCACUCUGGACAGUUGCCUGCAGAAACCCUCGUUAAAAUCGGCUAUCCAUCACAAAGCACCCAGUCUAAUCACAUGUCAUGUAAACGAAAAGAACAAGAACAUGGAAAAGACAGAGGGAACACACCAAAAAAGCCAAGGUUGGUCUUCACAGAUGUCCAACGCAGAACUCUCCAUGCAAUAUUUAAAGAAAAUAAGCGUCCAUCCAAAGAGUUACAAAUCACCAUUUCCCAGCAGCUAGGCCUGGAGCUCACCACAGUCAGUAAUUUUUUCAUGAAUGCUCGCAGGAGGAGUCUUGAUAAGUGGCAGGAUGAGGGAAACUCUGGGUCUGGCAACACAUCAUCUUCAUCAAGCACUUGUACCAAAGCAUGAAGGGAAAGACACAAAUCCCAGAAACUUAAACCUCGGUGGAAAAGCUUUAAUACAAAGACGAGGACCUCAGCUUAGUAGGUUUAUACUUUAGAACUAUUUGAAACCAAAAUAAUUUAUAAGUCCAAAGAAACCAAAGACUCAUUUCUCCUGGUGACUUUUAUUCUUAAGACAUUUUUUCAGGAGAACGACUUGCAAAAAAAAAAAUGGAGUCAAAAUACCAAAACCAAUCCCGCUGACCUUACACCUUCACCUGUCAUCAUCAUUAUUCCCACAGUAUUUUGAUGUCUGGUGGUUUAGAACAUCGUGAUCUCUUGUCAUUGAAUGGACAUUUUAUGGGGUCUUCAUUCUCACAAUACAUUUCCGAGAAGGUGUAGGGCAGAUAAGAAAUUAAUACAAACCCAUGGUAAGGAAUAUGGUCAAAAAAUGUCUACGGAAUGGGAUGUGGGUUGACCAACAAGUCAUCUGAGAUUAUUGGAGUGUAAAAGACUCUCACUGUUUGAACCAAGUAGUUCCGCCAUAUGGUGGUAAAGUUCAAACUGUUGAACAGUACCUAAACAUGUGCAUUCUCUCUGUUUGUUAAGGGUUGAUUACAUACAAGAAACUACACCUUUCCUACCAUAGAAUCAUACCAAAGAAAAAAAAAGUAUUUCACUUGGAGUUUAUUCUACUGAUUCUUUUCAGCAAUGUUUUUACACUAAACACAGUACACAAAAUAUAGUUAUAGAUCAUUUAAUUUUUUUUAAAUUAAAGUGCAUUAUGUGCAAAAGUCUUAUUUGUACUUACAAUAUUAUUAUUUUAAAGAGAGCACAAAAUUUUAGUUUAUGUGUUAUUAUAACACACUUACCAUUUUACACUUUUUUUAAGAGUUUUGCCUUCAUACAUGAAUUCAGCACAAGUUUCAGCAAAUAAUACCCUACAAAAGUAUUUUGUUAAAGAAUAUACAUAUUUUCAAAUACCAUCCCACAUAGAAUAGGUUCAUUUUAAUAUAAAGCUUGGGAGAGUCAUAAUACAUACGAGCAGCACUCAAAAAUCUGAAUUAGUGAUUUAUUAGGGCUUAGGCCAAUAAAUGACUAACUUUUAUAUUUCAAAUUGCUACUGUCUGGAUAUAGCAGGUUAUACCUUUAUGAAUCGUUUUUUGACUUGCCAUUUCUUUCAAACCAAUGCUGAAACACCAUUGAAAUCUGGACCCUCCCCUUAUUAACCCUGUCUUACUUUCCAAACUGGAAGAGAGACCAAAAGGAACACCCUCAAAGUGAAAUUGUUAUUAUCCAUGACUUUUUCUGCAAAGUCCUGAGGGCUGUAUAGUAUGUUAUUGAAUAUUUUUUUUAACAUACCCACUAUUUUACAUACUCCCAUUUUUAUUUGCGUUAAUGAAUGAGAAUGAAUAAAGGACAUCAUCAUUUCAUAACAAUCUAUACAUUUUACAAAAUUCUAUAUGGUGUCUCUUCCAAACCUAACUUGAUCUAGUUUUUAGUGCAAACAAGAAUGGUAAAUCAAUAUAUUCUGCUGCACAGUCUUAUUUUGUGAUUAAGAAAAUUGACCAUGGCAUGUGGCAUUUUCCCAACUUUUUAGCCAAAGGUAAAAAUCCCUUUGGAGAUUAGUUUGUCAGUUUGGAAUGUUUAUACAGGGCACUGAAAUUAGUCGUUAAUACAUGCAGUCUUUGCAGAUUUAUUUAAAAAAUAUUUGUUUGUUCUUUUUUUUUUUUAUUACGUAGAUGAACUCCAAUAUAUCCCAAAGAUAAAAUAUAUAUAUUGCACAAGAGAAAACAUACUAUAUUUAAGUAAAAUAACAAUAUUUUCUUUCUAUGUUUCAUUUUUUAUAAUGUUUGGAAUGUUUUGGAAUAUAACCUCCCAACGAAUUGCUUAUACCAAAGAUACACUAUCCUGAGAGCAAUGACCUUGGAGUAUGCAUUUUGAGACACUCUUCACCAUAUGCAUAAUCAGAUAACUAAUCCAUAAUAUCUGGCAUCUAUGUCACAUGGAGCACACCAACUUUCUUUAAAUAAGCCAUUCUUCAAACAAAGCAGCAUCUACUCAUGGAUAUAGUAAAGUGUUUAGAUCUCAGGGCUUCAGAUUCUAGAUUUAACAUACAUUCAUGGCGAUUGUUAUAUGCUAAUGAACAUUUUAUUAAUGGUCAUACAUAGACAUAAGAUCUGAUUUUUGUUAUAGCUUUUCAAUCUGUUUAUUUGUUUUGACAACGGCUCCUUUUGUGCUGGUCCUGCAAGCCCUUGAUAUACCAAAGAAUCCUUUUACAUUCUCCUCUCAGUCGAGGUGGAAAGGCAAUAGUACUGUAAGGUCCCUUUAUUCUACACAGAAUUGAAGGGAGGAUAAAGAAAAGAAAACUAUGCAUUUAACAAACAAAGAGAAAGCACUACAGGCAGUUUUUUUGUCUGACUGAUGUUUAUGGUGCGUUCAAAUCCUGUAAUAGAAGCCAGUCUGGAUUCUUUGUGCUGGCCUUCUGCUUUAUUGUGGUGUGGUUAGCUUUACAAUACAUUUGGUAACUAUUUCCUAAGACUAAGACAAAGCAGCAAAGAGAUAGCUGCUUCCACAUGUAAAAAAAUGUAAAGAUCUACUAUUUAUAGUGUGAACCAAAGACGCUACCUCACUCGAUUUCCAUUUCGUGAUUUUAAUCACAUUGAUGAUACCAAAGAAUACCAAAGAUUUUUCUUGCACGGCCUUCGUCUGCCAAAGGCACUCUGCGACCUUCCCCUGACUCCUGACAUGCAACCCCGACCUUCAUUUUAGAUAUAUAUAUAUAUAUAUUACACUUUUCUUUUUUUCCAGAUAUGUUACAAUUUACCCCUUCAGGGUCAGAGGUGCUUAAAACACCCCUGGGACUGACAAAGUCAAUAGCAAAGAGACCAGAUGGCUUCUCAUGAUCAAGGCCUAGCCUCAUCAAUUUUCCUUGCUGGAAGUGCCCGAAUAAAAACCUAUUAUGCUGGGCAUAGCUGAUGUCAUAACAACCACAAACUGCAUUUUUUAAAUUAAACUGGGAAGACUUUUAUUUUUACAAGACCUUGAUAAAGUUUUAUAACCCAUUAGUAGAAAUAAUGGCCACGUCUGUAAAGUCUGCAAGAUAAUUUGAGAUUUAAAACCAGGACAUCAGAUUCCAGCAGCCUGCCCAUAGUCAUCUGCUGUCAUCUGGACAACCUAGAAUAGUACGCAACAAACUAUUAAUAAUGUUUAGAAAUAAACAAAGCUUUAGGCAAAUAUGUUGCAAACAUUGUAAACUCCAUAGGACGAGUGCCUUGCUUGAACCAAAGUGUUAACCACCGUUGACCUCUUCUAUCUAUCUCACCUUAUACUCUUUGAAUACCUCAGCCUCUUAGAAAGGACACUGAUUAAAUAAUAAUAUUAAUAAUGGAAUAAUUCUUCACCGUGGUGCUUUUGCAUUGCAACCAUGCAAAUAACCUUUCUUUGAUACCAAAGGCAUUUCCUUUUCGCUCUAGCUGAUAAACCAAAGUCUUAGUGUGUCCCAGUUUUUGGCAGCAUCUGUCAACCUGAUCCUUUCGCUCUGAGUACCUGUUGCCUGGAUGUAGGCCGUGCAGUUUCUCUUACCAAUUUCUCCAAAUACCUCAUAGUAUAAGAAAUCUUUAGGAACAUGUUGUAUAGAAAGUCUAUGUGAUAACACAAAACAUACUAGUUUGAUAACUGUUAACCUUCAUACAAAAGUUAUAUCAUUAUUUAUUUUGUAGGCUU